UUUAUCAAUUCAUUUGUAGUAUUUUUUCUAUAACAUUCUAAAUUUUAUUUAAAACUCUAAAUUUGGCGGUGGCAAUGCUACCUUAUAAUUUUAGCCGGGACGAGUGUGCUCACGUUGAUGUCACGGUUGCAUUUAGCUUUUUUUGGAGUAAAAAAAUAAAAAAAUAAUGCCACGUAGUAGCAUUACUUUGGGCUAGUGAAAGUGGGAUAUAUUUAUUAUUUUUAUAAAGCUUCAUUUGUAUAUAAAAUCAGACGUCUAUUUGUUGAUGAUUGUUGAUAAAUAAUGCCUAUAAAUAAAAUGCUUUUGUUCUGUCAUCUUGUCAUCAUCUGUUAUUGAAUAUUUCUAAAAAAAAACAUAGUGUCAUAUUAAUUGUAUACACAUUUUGACAUUAAGAAUAAUUUGAAGCUUGUUAUUAUUUGACAUUUUGACAUGAUUCAAUUUGGGGUUAUACAAUCCUCAUAUACAUACAAGUCAUACAACAUCAACAUCUCAUUGUUUGUUUGUUUGUUGUAGUUGACUGCUCAAAAAUUAAUUAAUUAAUUUUCAUAAAGAACAGAAAAAAAAUGGCUAAUGAUUCUAGUAGUUCAUCAGAAUUAAAACAAUUUGAUAAUACUGAUGCUUCAUUGAUGAGUCAAUGUUAUGAAAAUUAUAUUCUCAUUGAUGUUGGUGCUAAUUUAACAAAUAAAAAAUAUAAUCGUGAUUUAGAUAGUGUUAUACAACGUGCUAAAGAUGCUGGUGUACAAAAAAUAAUGGUUAUUGGAGCAAGUGUUAAAUCAAGUAAAGAAGCAUUACGUUUAACAAGAAUAUAUCCUGGUGUACUAUAUUCAACAGCUGGAAUUCAUCCACAUGAUGCAAAAUCAUGGGAAGAUUUAGAUACAUUAGAUGAACUUGAAACAAUAGCAAUGAAUACUGAAUGUGUUGCUAUUGGUGAAUGUGGACUUGAUUAUAAUCGUAAUUUUUCUGAUCCAGAAACACAACGUUCUGUAUUUCAUAAACAAGUUGAAUUAGCUUGUAGAAUUAAAAAACCAUUAAUUAUACAUGAAAGAGGAGCACAAAAUGAUGUUGUUGAAGUAUUAAGUCAUUAUAGAAAUAAAUUACCACCAGUUUUAAUACAUUCAUUUAUUGGUAAUGCUGAUGAAGCAAAAAUAUAUAUUGAUGAAGGUUUUUAUUUGGGAAUAACUGGUUAUUUAUGUAAAGAUAAAUCUGAUAGUGGUCUUAGACAAGUACUUGAAAUGGGAAAUAUACCAUUAGAUAAAAUUCUUGUACAAACUGAUGCACCAUUUAUGUAUCCAAAUAAUAGAGCAAGUAAAUUACCAGAACAUGUUAAAAAAGGUUUAACUGAAAGAUCAAUGACAUUUUUACAUCGUUAUUGUACAUUUCAACGUAAUGAACCAUGUGCACUUCCAGCAAUUGUUGAAAUGGUUGCAGCAUUUAUGAAAAAAACUCCAGAAGAAGUUGCACUUGCUACUGCUUUUAAUGCACUCAAAAUUUUUGGCUUGAGUCAAUGAUUAAUGAAUUCAAGAGUCCAGUUUUUAUAGAACCAACAAAGUCCAGAUAUUAAUUUUUUUUUAACAAAUUUAAAGUGGACAAUUAGCUUUAUAAAAUUUAUUUUUCGUCAAUAAUUUAUCUAUUUUUUUUAUUAUUUUUUUUUCUUUUGAAUAAUGCUAAAAUAUGGCUACGUGCAAUAAAACUCAUAUUUUCUUGAUUUUUUUUUAACCUCAUAAAAUAUACUAAUUAAAAUUUUAAAAAUUUAUAUAUAUUCAUUAUGUUUUUUAUAAAAACAGGAGCUUUUACACAAAAUAAUCAGUUUUUUGUUUGAUAAAAAAAAAAGAGAUCAUAUCAAAGAAAAUAAAAAAUUUAUAUAUAACUUAAACAAAGCCGAAAUUUGUUUAAUAAAAAUUGAAUUUGUUUGAAUUUUGGCUCAAAGAAAACGACAAUUCAGCUAAAAUAUAUUAUAAUAUCUAAUAAUCUAUAUGUUAUUUAAUAUAAUUUAACAAUAUACAUAACAUUUGUUGCCAUAAAUAUACAGUACAUUAUUAUUUAAGUGAUGAAAAUUUAUUUUUUUAACAACGUUAUUAUUUUCUUGUGAGUCCAACAUUAUAAAAGCUCCUAUUUCGAAAAUUAAUAAUCUAAUAAAUCAUAUAUUUUUUGACAUAAUUUUUAUCGUAAUAUUAAUACAAUGAUUUGUAUAAUUUUUUUUUUUUUUUUUAAUCUAAAAAUAUUUUUUUUGACAAAUAAAAUUAUACUAAAAACAUUGUAAAUAAAAAAUGAUAUAUGUAUAUAUUAAAUACUUUUAUUAAUCAAAUUGUAAAAUUA
Messenger RNA from Aphidius gifuensis, 2316 nucleotides. RefSeq names its product 3'-5' ssDNA/RNA exonuclease TatD. NCBI's taxonomy places the organism in Eukaryota, Metazoa, Arthropoda, Insecta, Hymenoptera, Braconidae. The record is from RefSeq and is a predicted model, not a curated record. Gene Ontology annotation, cellular component: cytosol. Bases 564 to 1508 code for a protein of 314 amino acids. The transcript is spliced from 3 exons. Gene Ontology annotation, molecular function: single-stranded DNA 3'-5' DNA exonuclease activity.